Messenger RNA from Hyaloperonospora brassicae, 510 nucleotides. Lineage: Eukaryota; Oomycota; Peronosporomycetes; Peronosporales; Peronosporaceae. The record is from the annotation of a GenBank genome assembly.
AUGGCCGAGCGGUACGUCGACGCCGCCGCGUUCGAAGCGUACGCAGACAGCGACGGCCAAGAACUCGUCGUAGCGCAACUCGUGAACGCGUCCGUCGACGAGGCGUACGACGCGUGGAUCCGCAUGGAGUGGAGCGGUCGCGGGCUGACGCUCGAGGCCGGAGAAGGUCGCGGCCUCGCUGGCCACCGUCGUCUCGUCCCGCUGGGAGUCGAAGAGCAGAUCCUGUCGGUGGGACUGCCCGAGCACUCGGAUCGGAUCCCCAGUGUGUGCUACGGCAUCCGCAAGAGCGGUCCGCUGCUGCUGCGGGACCAUGUGGCGCUCGUGCAGUUCGUGGCCGAUUCGUCGGCGUCUCCCUUGCAGCCCAAGACGCUCAUUCUGUGGAGCUCGAAGCUCACGCCUUCGGCUCUUGGCAGUGUCUUGCUCUGUGGCGGAUCGCUCGCUCGACUGGUGCUACGAGCAGUGCUCUCGAGCUCGUUGCGAGGCAUUGCAGCAGCUUUCCAGCAAACAUGA